Molecule: messenger RNA, 1308 nt
Organism: Folsomia candida
Lineage: Eukaryota; Metazoa; Arthropoda; Collembola; Entomobryomorpha; Isotomidae
Exons: 5
Coding region: 235-1158 (307 amino acids)
Molecular function (GO): GTP binding
Source: RefSeq, a predicted model, not a curated record
CACUCAGUGAUAUAUAUCACUUGUAACCCUGCUCAAAUCCCAUGAGCACUUUUCGUCACAUCAUCUCUAUAAUUGCAAAACGUAUUUAUGUAUUUGAACCUCCACUGACUGAGGUUCGCUUCACUCUGAAAUAUUUGGACACUAUCCGGAUAAGAUAAUACAUUAUAAACUCAUUAAACUCAAGUUAUCAAGCCGUAAUCUGAAAUUUAGUUAAGACGCCGAGCCACCUAAAACAUGGGAAAAUUUGAGGUAAUUGUAAUAGCGGGAGUCGUUUUGUAUGUGGCAUAUCUUUAUCAACCAAAACCCCCUCUUCCAGUCACUCCUGACCUAGAUUUCUGCCCCUCGGAGGGGUUUGAGGAAAAAACCCAAGAUGCUUUAAAAUUGUUAAGAAACGACCAGGAAAAAAAUGUUAUCGUAUUUGGCGAAACAGGUGUUGGAAAGAGUUCUCUCAUAAACAUGAUCGUGGAUAAGCAGAUAGCUGAGACAUCCGACAAAGCUGUCGGAUGCACUUUUGAGCACCAAAAGUACAGCUUUCUCAAUUACAAUAUUUUCGACACUGUGGGUCUCGGUGAGCCAGAGGGAGGAACCGUCAGCACGAAAGAUGCCGUUGGGAAACUCCUCGAAUUAAUAACUGUGCUAAAAUCCAGUCCUGGGAUCAAUCUGUUAAUCCUUGUAAUGAAGAAGGGAAGAAUCACUGAAAGCUUGAAGACAAAUUAUGAACUUUUUGUCAACAUUAUGACGGAAAAAAAGGUUCCGGUGUUUUUGGUUAUAACCCAUGCUGAUGGGGAGAAGGAAAAGAAUAAGUGGUACGUCGACAAUGUGGACCAUUUCAGGAGACACAAAGCCCAUUUUCAUGACGUUACCACCGUUUGCGCUAAAAAAGGCGAAAAUGUGCAUAAAAAUAUGCAAUGUUAUUUUAAAAAUUGUUAUGCUGAAUCCAGAUACAAUGUUCUGACCUUGAUCAAGAAAUACUCGUUGGCAGAACCGUACCAAAUUAGGGGGUUGACAUUUUCGAAAAGAGUGGCCUCCAUGGUGAAUAUCAUAACUGACUUUUUUGGAUAUCCUCGAACGCUAUGGGAAGAAUUGUACGAGUUCCUGCUUGACCUUGGUUUUAGUGAUGUAGAUGCAAGGAGAAAGUCAAACGCACUUUUUAACUGAUUGUAUAUAAAAAUUUUAUUCAAUCAAGUUUUAUUAAUUUAGAAAUCUUAAUUAACAUAAGUUAAUAUAUAAUAUGUCCUAUGUUUAGAAGUUUAAAAUAAAUUCCCCAGGGCCUAGAAAUGAUUAAAAAUGUGCUGAUUUUGACAAUGA